AUUUCUCAGGGUUCAGGCUAAGGAGCGCAGAUCAAGUGCUCCUGAAUGUUUGUGAGAAGCUUGCACUCGCUGCAGUGUUGUUAGUGCCUCAUCUAGCCCCACCCUCAGACACUUUGUCCUUCCUGUGUUUUGUCUGGCGGCACAAUGACUCUGGGGAAUAUGGAGAGUGUAGAACUGUUCGAUGCCGGGAAGAAGGGCCGAGGCCUGAGGACCGCCAGAGAGCUCAAAGCUGGAGAAGUGGUGUUUGCCGAGCCCAGCUUCGCUGCAGUGGUCUUCGACAGCUUGGCCUCUCAGGUUUGCCACAGUUGUUUCCAGCGUCAGGCCAACCUGCACCGCUGCGCUCAGUGUAAGUUUGCCCACUACUGCAACCGCACUUGCCAGACUGCAUGCUGGCAUGAACACAAACAGGAAUGUGCAGCCAUCAAGAAGGUCAUUACAGCCCCCAACGAGAACGUUCGACUGGCAGCUCGCAUAAUGUGGCGUAAACACAAGGACUCGGGGGUCGUGUCGGACAGCCAGCUGGUGUCGGUGGAUCAGCUGGUGGACCAUGUCAAUGAUCUCUCAGAAGAGGGCCUCAGUCAGCUGAAAAGUGACGUGCACAACUUCUUGGAAUACUGGUCUUAUGGAAGCAAGCAGCACUCGACUGAAUACAUCUCGCACAUCUUUGGCAUUAUCCAGUGUAACGGCUUCACAGUGAGUGACCAGAGAGGCCUGCAGGCUGUUGGUGUGGGUCUGUUCCCAAACUUGUGCCUGGUCAACCAUGACUGCUGGCCCAACUGCACCAUCAUACUCAACCACGGCAACCAAUCAGCUGUGAGUUCUGCUCUGCACUCUCAGAGGAGGAUCGAGCUGCGUGCUCUGAGGAAGGUGGCAGAGGGUGAGGAGCUGACCGUCAGCUACGUGGACUUCCUCGACCUCUCUGCUGACCGCCGGCAGAAGCUGAAGGAUCGAUUCCACUUUGAGUGCACCUGUCAACACUGCAGCCAGCACAUCAAGGACGAUCUGAUGAUGGCCACCGUGCAGAGCGACGGAAACAAAGUGAAAGAGGUGACUGCCUUCAGUAAAGAGUGUCUGGAGAAGAUUGAGAAGUCCUGUGUUGACGGUGAUUACCACGAGGUGGUCAAGUUGUGUCAGGAAUGUCUGGAGAAGCAGGAGAACGUCCUGGCUGACACUCACCUCUUGAAACUACGGGUACUCAGCGUUGCUAGCGAGGCUCUUUCUUACCUGAAGUCCUUCUCGAAGGCUGCAGACUGCGUCGCCAAGAUGGUGGACGGAUACGAGAAGUUGUACCAUCCCAACAACGCCCAGCUGGGCAUGGCCAUCAUGAGAGCGGGUGUCACCCACUGGCACGCCGGACACAUUGAGGUAGGCCACAGACUGAUCUGUAAGGCCUACGCCAUCCUGUUGAUCACCCAUGGACCCAACCACUCCAUCACCAGGGACUUGGAGACCAUACGCACGCAGACUGAGAUGGAGUUGCGUGUCUUUAAACAGAACCAGCACGGGUACUACGCCCUGAGGGAUGCCGCUCUGAAGUCCUCUAAUGAGGAAAAGAACAAAUAAACGUGCAAAGGUCUUCUGA
This is a messenger RNA of Thalassophryne amazonica, 1582 nucleotides long. It is a transcript of the gene smyd1a, whose product is annotated as SET and MYND domain containing 1a. Gene Ontology annotation, cellular component: nucleus. Lineage: Eukaryota; Metazoa; Chordata; Actinopteri; Batrachoidiformes; Batrachoididae. The record is from RefSeq and is a predicted model, not a curated record. The transcript has 10 exons. Gene Ontology annotation, molecular function: protein binding. Bases 145 to 1563 code for a protein of 472 amino acids.